Spirometra erinaceieuropaei is the source of this 5701-nucleotide messenger RNA. The record is from the annotation of a GenBank genome assembly. Lineage: Eukaryota; Metazoa; Platyhelminthes; Cestoda; Diphyllobothriidea; Diphyllobothriidae.
AUGGCGACAAACACUGACCGUACUCCAGAACCCCUACUACCAUCCUUCUUCAUCGCCUCAACAUCCGCUGCGGCGUUACUUCCACCCACCACCACUGCACAAAUUCCUGACACACUGACAAAUACCAACUUCCCCUCCAUGAACGCCAGCGAUGUGGGCUCCGCCCAUACUUGCCCUCAUUACGAUCGCACUUUCUCCUCACACACUGGCUUUGUAGGUCGCUUGUGAGUCCGUCGAACAGAGACUGGAGGACCAGUACCUGGAGCACUCACACACACCAGACGCAUUCACCCAAACUGCCCCAAAUGAACCCCCAAAUUUAGUCAUCUUAUGGGUAUAUUAGGCCAGUUGCGUAUCCAUAAGAGCGUAGUUGACCGCGGUCUUGACACACCAAGCAUAUACUGCACGUUUACCAUGUCUAGCUCAACCCCUACCCCGUCAGCCAACGAGUUCGCCAUCAGCAGCUCAACAACUGUCACCACAUCUGAAACCCAACCUGACACCCCCGACUUUCCCUGUCCACGCUGUACACGUACAUUCUCCCCACACAUCAGCCCUGUCGGCCACUUGAGAAUUCAUAGCACAGAGACUGUCGAACCGGUGUCUGGAGCGUCCACUUACACUCACCGCAUCCGCCCCAACUGGCAGUCUCAUUUCCUUCUGAUGAAAUCAGUACUGGACCAAACAAAGGCACUGAAGAACCGUUGUCUGCUAACAGCUUAAUAAACUGUCCGUGGUGAGACGGGGCGGGGGUCAUAGACCACGAACUCCAUCACUACGGUAGAUUAAAUCGGUGGAUUCAGCACCCAAAAUUUGUGGGGGGUUUUCUCAAUGCGAAAAACGAGUAAUGGGUCUCUUAAACGAAGAAUAAUUUUACAGAAUUUUUGCAUUCCUGACAAAUUUGUUCCAGACUGAAUUGUGUUCAUAUAAAAGAAACGACGAUAUUUAACGGAACACGCAAGAGGAAGAAGUAAAAAACCUCAAUGUGACUAUUACGUCGGGGAUGGUCUGGCGGGUUUAAAGUAGUAAACUGGUUGAAAGUACGUUCGCUUAAAAGUCCCUUUUUAGUCGACGAAACCACAAGGGGUCAAGGCCUGUAAGACGACAACGAUCCGGGUCGCUCAAGUAUUAGCGGUCGAAGGUCAAAACUCUCUUGGUGAAUAUGUGUUGGACGGGUUCCAUUCUCUUCUACUCAGCAGCACGCAUGAAGCUAAAUAAAAAGGAACCGUAUUCCAGGCCAGGUCUGACGCACGUUUUAUAAAGGCGCAUUCUAAUGUCGUUAGUUUUCAAAUUUCGGAGGAUAAACCAGGUCGUUCUGCGUGUUUUGCAGACUAUGAUGACGAAGUCCUCCGAAAGAUUAAGACUCCUGGAUUAUCAUGCACCCAGAUCCUUAAUAACUUCAGCCACAUUGAUGUCGUGACCGUAAACACAUAUUUGGUGUUGGUGACCAUCGCGAUCUUCAUUCGUAAAACUACCUGCGUUGUGUUAACAAGGCUUUGUUCUCCAAAGAAUGUUACACGAAACCAGUCCAAACUGUAAGGAGCAUACGCAAUCCUUGUUAACAGAGUUGAAUAGCUUGAGCAUGGAAUAGCAAAAUGUUCUGCAAAGAAAAACAGUUAAUGAAUUCCAACAUUUCACCGGGCGCUUCUGUCCUUAGCUCUAGUUUCCGUAUCUCGUUUGAUUAUUGUUAGAAGGCGGAACAAUAUUAGGACAUCGGCGGAGUUUUUGAAGACUAGCUCGGUUACGAGCAUACCCGCCCAAUGAUAACAUUUUAUCAUCCAACACUUUUAAUUCCCCUUUCAGAGUCAAACUUGAAACCAACGACCAACACCAACAAUCAACACAGUCCCAACAGCAAUACAAUUGUUCACUUUGUUCCGUAGCUGGCUACGCCCCCCUCCGCAAUCAUACUUUUUGGACUUAGUCUCUCCCUACCCGUUUCACCUCCUCUUAUAUUUCCCAUUAGUUUUCUCGGCCGUUAUUAUGUUAUUAUCCUACCGAGAACGUAUUCUUUAAUAUUUGAUGCGUGACGUAUGCGUGUUGAUUAUUGGGGCACCCGUUAUUCAGUCCACGUAGGUUGUAUCAGACCUGUUCGAACAUCGGACACGCCUGCUUUGAUUUACCUUGAACUGUAAAGGCGUGUUCGUGAUAGCCCCUAACUUCGCAAUGGCAUCUCUGAUGUCGGUUCUCUCCAGGUUCAGGAGUAUUAUUAGACAAAAUGGCGGCAUACGUGGCUCAAUUGUUACUUUAUUUAGGUUUGAUCUUUAAAUAUCUUGAAACUCUUGUUUCCACUCAGAACUGACGAACUGAAGGAUGGUACGCUUGUAGGCGAGGACUAUCUCGGCAACAAAUACUAUGAAAACAACCGCUAUUUCGUUGGUUUGUUUGUUUACCUCAUGCUUUUUGAUACUUAAGGGCGUAAUCGGUGGGUAGUUUAUGGGAACCGUUUUGGCUGGGAUUAUGAAGGUUCACAGGUCCCUCCAGAAUGGUAGUUUAUCUUGCUCAUUUGAAGUGCUUAGGCAUCGAUGGCUCCAUUACAUGACCGAUGAAACUCCAAUUAAUCAUCCGCCCGAGCGAAGGCCAUGGAUGCAAGAUCACAAGGAGAACACAACUUUGCAGCCAGAUGCCAAAUACAUCCCCUUCCCCACAGUAAAACCGAAGAUUGAAGCCUGGAGCCCCAAACAGUGACCAAGUCGAAACUGCGGCCUGAUCUAUGUCUUUUAGUGUAAAUUUAUUCGCCAGUUGUCAUUAGGGCACUUAUUUCGUUAAGGCUGCCUUUUCCUUUAUGAAAUUCGCCAUAUAGACGAAGCACUCCAGGUCAUGCGUUUUAUCGGUCCGAGGAUUCCCGUACGCGUGCUUGUCUUGGGCAGUUCCGAUGUUCUGAUUUUUCAUUUUGCUCGUGUUACUCUCUAUUAGAUCAUUGUUGACGGUGUGAGCGGUCUGUGCAUCCUCUUGGGUGGGAAGUAGCCGUGUCUCGUCAGUUGGUCUUGAGUUCUUAAUUUUAAAGCUUCGCGAGCGACGCAAAAACGGGCAUUACGGAAGAUAUAUUUUCAGAUUCCAUAUAAACUCCCUAGUACUAACCAUUGUAGUGUUUAUGAAUCUAAAACUUCAUAAGGAUCCCUAGAAGUGCGCUUAAUUCACUUAUCACGCGUGCCAUUAUAAUGCACCUGUUUCGCCUCAGACCUUAUUUUGGAGAACACUCCUGACGAUCAUCAGUAAGUAGCUAUCUGUCUACAUAUCAAUUAGAGAAGUUACUCAUUUAUCACUGAAUUUCGUACAUUGAUUUAUUCAGCGGUCCACAUAAACCACCGUUUUUAACUGCAUUCGUUUAAACCACCAACCAAAGAGUUUUUAAGUUAGGGGGAUAGUUGCAAUCUUCCACACUGUCAGCGUUAGUGCUGCGGGCGCUAGCCGUUUCGUGCCAGUACAAUCGUUGGUUUCUCUUUGCUCGGUCUUCCCUCUGCGUUCGAAAAUCGCUAGGUAAAGCUAUGGGAAAAUGAGUAGCCGACUGGAAAUAGUUCGUUACCAAGACAAGCAUGCAAUCUACUCGCUAUCUAUUGUGUUUCUUUUCGUCUUUUUCCCUUAACUUGUUUACAAUACCCAUCCUCUGGUCGUUCCCGUUUACGAACUUGUUGAUGCUAAGCAGUUUUAUUCAGAUUAACCCUGUAUCGUAUUCCUCUUUUAGUGACGGAGGUCGAAACUGACGUAUUUUCACGCGCCUUUCAACCCUCAACCGAUCGAUCCGUGUUCUAGUCCUCAGUAGUUUACAUAUGCAACCGCCACAACACUAUGGAAAUCUCAGCCCGCAGAAACUUAAGCGCAGUCUCUGAAAGCAAUUUUCGCGAUGCGGUGUAUCUACCUCCUAUUCGGUAGCACAGAGCUGCAGCGUUCAAUAAUUUCUGCUCAUCAUGUUAGACUUUCAGUCCUAAUAAUUUCUGUCGCUUAGUGCAAGAAAUUGACGUCUUGAAGGAUUUAAUAUGGCUUAAGACUAUUCUAUCCAUCCCCAACCCAUGAAUGGGUAUAAGCGCUUUGAAAUCCCAGUUUAGGAUGACCUAUUAAAAUAUAGUUGCGCCUAUUAACUGUGUCAAGUUCUAGUUUCUUUACCGGCAGACCAUCAGAAUCGCUUCAUAAGCUAGGCAUUUACAUGGAAGUGUGCGAAGAGAAAGCGAAUACCAACGGUCUUUGCUACCAAGGGUUACGACGCCCUCUUUUUAAGUAUUAGCGUGCGUCCUGUGCCGCAAAUGCCCUGCUCUUCUGAAUGCUCGUCACUGCGCAAGCUGACUUCCGGUCAUUUGACUUAGUAGAAGUCGCACGUGUGGUUUCCGGCGUAGAACUUAAUAGACGUUUCUAAGAACUGACUACUUUGAUCUUUCUGGGGGAUUUCAAGAUGGUCGACACCCCUAAGUCUGUAAAUGGUGUUACACGCUGUUUUCAUACCGCCAAACAGUUCGUGUGGAAUAGUUUAGCUUUCCUGAAUUUUUGCAUGUUUUUAGUAAUCGCAUGUUAGUUCGUACUCUGGGAUUAUGUGUCCUUUUUCUGACCAAAACAGACGCAUAGAGAUCACGACUCGCGUUCAUAAGCUGUUGGUUCUAAAUCCGAGUGCCCAUAUUGUGAUUUUUUCCUGAUCUUCCCCUCGUUUAUCCUUCGUCAAAUCUUUUGCAACGUACCCAGGAUUAAACGACAUUUGUAGAACAGUUAGCGCCUACCAAAAUGGUAUUUGGGGCUAUGGCUUGCAUACUUGUAUUUGGUAAGAUCUCUUUAUUCACCGCUGAAACAGCGGAUUAAUUUCUUUUUUAGCCCCACAAUUUUGUCAGGAAGGAGACAGCAAUUAUUCCACAAUUCUUUGUUAGACAUAAUCCAGGCCCCCUCACCUCCAUAUUAAGUCCAGAAAUUUUGUAAAAUUAACCAAAUGGCUCGUCCGUCAAUGUUCAAUCUCCGAUUACCCCAAUAGACCUGACACUGCUGUUAGUUCAAAUCACCACACAAGCGCAACGGUUGUGCCAUGAGGUGCCCUCUUUCGUGUUUAUACCGACAUGAACGACGAAUGUGUCGUAAAACGCGAAUCUGACAAAUGCUCAUUCAGACAGGUGGCUGAUUUGAUUUCUGGGCAAGUACGAAUGCUAUGCAGACUCAGUGGGUAGGAAUCCGUUUGGCUCUUCGGAUCGUAUUUAGCGCUUUUAACUAUUUGUGGAGCCUACUGGUCUUGCCGUUUAUGGCUGGGUGGCAGGUUGCCUUUUAAGUUCAGUGACGCCCAAAGCAGUUCAAAACACCUGCAAGGAUGUCGGCGCGGACAUGCUGUCUUUGCUAGUCAGUAUGUUAGACAGAGCCUCGCAAGUCGGGCCUCAAAGACAGACGGCGGCAUUAAGCUCAUCCUCUACCUCCUGGCUAGGUACCGGGACCUAAGCAGGGCAAUAGAUGGAACGCUGCGUCUCCCCUUUUUGUCCUUUCCAGGGACUUCCACGGCAGGGAUGCAGGCCGCGUUCAUCUGCGUUUUGACUGGUACGGUCUACUUGGUCGAGAACGUCCAUAUCCACGUCUAAUUGUUACUGGGCAGGUGAGAUGUGGUGUCUGUUAUGAAGAGAUUGUACUCUGUGCAAAUCCGCGGGAGUCGUAUAUUGCAGUUUCCCACUCUGACCUCUACGCAGUCCUCAGCUGGUGGAGUCUGCUCCAACUAGUGCAUGAAAACCUUCAGAUGCUGUAG